Molecule: messenger RNA, 979 nt
Organism: Striga asiatica
Lineage: Eukaryota; Viridiplantae; Streptophyta; Magnoliopsida; Lamiales; Orobanchaceae
Source: the annotation of a GenBank genome assembly
CUAAUCCAGGGCUUUUUCCGUCAUUUCACGACUCCCAAUUAGGGUUCUAUCGUUCAAUCAUUUUGCCCUUUCUCGAUCAGUGGCCAGCUUCACGUGUACGUCGGUUCGUCCCUGAUCACACCCCUCAAAAUUCUGCCAUCCUUUUUGGGAUUCACUCCAGAGCUGCUCAACCCCUUGCUCGUCCCGUCGGCAAAAAUGGCAGAGUAGCCCUGUAAUCUCCAGCAUUCAUUUUUCUCUUUCUCUAGUUACUUGUCUGUAUCCCGACGCAGUGAACAAGAAAACCCUUUUUGGGAGAGCGAAGUUAGAUGGUGAAGGAGAUGGAAUCUAGCCUAAAGGAAGAUGGUUCGUCGGAUGAGAAAAAGUGCUGCUCCGUUUGCAAAACCACGAGAACGCCCUUGUGGAGGAGUGGCCCUUCAGGCCCUAAGUCGCUGUGUAAUGCUUGCGGAAUUAAACAUAGAAAGAAGAUGCCCAACUCCCCCAAGCAGGACUCAGCAGAGCCCGACUCGAAGAAGGGUAAAAUCGGAAAAAAGAAAAAGAAAUCGAAGCUGAGAAAUGGCUUGGGAGUGAACCUGAGGAGGCUAAAGUGUUCGAGGAGGCAAUGGGGUGAGGUUGAGAGAGCUGCCCUUCUUCUCAUGGCUCUGUCUUGUGGUGCUGUCUUUGCCUGAAUUACUUAGAUAAAUGGUGAAGCAAAAAAAAAAGCAAAAAGUAUUAGAUAUUUCUGUGUUAGGAACUUGGAAGGUUUUGAUUUUUAUUAGCUUUUAGCUUUAGGGAAGUUGGUAGUUUGAAAAACAGUUGGUUUUUUUGGGGGAAAAAGUGUUUGGUAGAGCAGAUUGGUUUGGAUUUUCCUUUUUCCCUUUUUUGGUCAAGGAAAUAUGUGAUGUGGAAGUGUAAGUAUUGAUGAUGUGCUCAUGAAUGAAGUGGUGGGAUUUUGAUCAAUUGAUGUGUUGCUUUUUCUCUCAUUUCAACAUUUCUAGAGAGG